AUGGAAAAGGAUUCGCUCGGUGGCAGCAAAUAUUUGCUGCUGAUCAUCGACGAAGCCAGUGGAUGCAUGAAGGGAUUUUGUCUACGAGUGAAGUCCGAGAGUGAAGACUACAUCCGGAAAUAUAUCACCAUGGUACAGACGCAAUUCUGUAAGAAGGUCAAGUUCGUGCGACACGACGGAGCUCGCGAGUUUGCAACCAACUCGCUUCAACUGUGUUGA
Peronospora matthiolae is the source of this 219-nucleotide messenger RNA. The record is from the annotation of a GenBank genome assembly. NCBI's taxonomy places the organism in Eukaryota, Oomycota, Peronosporomycetes, Peronosporales, Peronosporaceae.